AUGCUUGUGCAAGACUCUCAUGCGAACGUGAGCCGAGAACUCAUGCUGGAUCAAGUCAAGCAUGAGGUGUUUGCUUAUCGUUACAUUUCGCCAAACCUGCCCUUGCUGAGCUCUUGCUUUUCGAGUAUCCCCAAUAGCAGGCUGGCGAGUCCAAGUGGUAUCCCGCUUCGGCAACUCGCGGUAGGCGAAGGCGAAGGUGAAGGCUGGGACUUGAGGUCUGGCGAUCUGGCUGAAAAAGGUAAACGGCCGGCCUCACAGCAGAGCGACGAAGCUCUCCGUGACAGACAGGAGCUAGAGACUUGGAACCGAGAGGCCAGUCGAGAGCACCUAGUGAGUUGGACCGGAAGUAUAACCCCCCGAGACAAAGAUCUGGACCAAGGUUGGAAAGACAAGGACCAACUGGAAAAUUGGGGACAGCACUCAGGAGAGAGGAAUCCGGGGGUAUCGGAGGGUCUAAGCGCGCACAAUCUAGAUAGUGGUAGAGAACAAGGUGUGACUGAUUCUGCAGCGCCUGGAAGCACCGAGAGAGAAUGCGCGGGGGGGUUGGAUAACGCGGCGAGGAGUGCAUCUGCAGCGGCGAGGGCGAGGACCUUAGGGGCUCAGGAUUAUUCAGGUCGCAGAAACACGAGUGGAUACAACUCCUCAAUGAGCAGUGGUGCACCAUGUGGCGCCUGCAAAUUCCUGCGCCGGAAGUGCGUGAGGGGUUGCAUUUUCGCGCCAUAUUUUAGUGCGGAGCAAGGAGCAGCGAAGUUCGCUGCGGUGCACAAGGUGUUUGGGGCCAGUAAUGUAGCUAAGUUGCUGCUGCACAUUCCUGCCCCCCGACGUGGCGAUGCGGUGCUUACCAUCAGCUACGAAGCGCAGGCAAGACUGUCUGAUCCCGUGUAUGGGUGUGUUGCUACGAUUUUCGCUCUCCAACAACAGGUUGCAAGUUUGCAAGCAGAGCUGGCCAUGGUGCAAACCCAAUUAGCAGACCGCAACACACACCUUCAGCAGCAGCAUCACCAGCAGCAGCGAAUGACCAUGGCGUUCGGUGCUUCAGCGUCGCAGGCGGCCGAGUAUAUCCAACAUCAACAUCUAGCAGAUCACUCUCAGCUAUCCCCUACGUCGGGAUUGUCGAUGGGCAUGCCCGGAGGCUCCAGCGCCGGCCCAUAUUCCCGAGUGAAGGAAGAGGGUAGUUAUCUUCACGGCAUGCAGGCUCAUCACUAUGACAUCGGAAUGCCGACGACAAGCAUGGAGCCCGCCAGUAUGUCCACCGAGCAGAGCCUACUGGAGUCCUUGCAAAGAUCUAGGAGUGGGGGGAUGGGGGAUCAACCGGAUGAGGGAGAGCUGCAAGCUCUUGCUUCUCUCUUCCGCAGGAAAUAGGGACAGGUUUCCAUCUUCUCUACCGUACACCUCCAUUGUGAUGUUCAGGGAAUUGGAAUAUGGUUAAUUUAUUUAGAGGUGUAUUCUGAGGACUCGUGCUUUGAGCUCAACAGUGGAAGAUUCUGUUUGGGACUCUGCAGGCGAAAGGAUUCGCCAGGGAUCGAUUGGAGUGAACUUGACUAUGAGGUGUUUCGCCACGAAUCUUAGCCUGGGCAUUUCUUUUGAGAGUGGACAUCAUGUUACAGGGAAGGCUAUGAGCUUGGCAUGUGAAAUGACCUUCACGUUGGCUGGACAGCAGAGAUUGGUAGUACCACUUGUGGCACGAAUCAAAAAUGUCGACUCGAUUCAAUAGUGAGAUUACUGAUCUCACCCUCUGGUUUCUGGCUGUGAUGCUUUUAUGAAAGAUCAUAGUCGUGGCAGGAUGGCUCUUACAGGUUUUGUUCCUCGCUGAGGAAGCUGGACACCAAAUGAUCAGCAACGGCAGAGUUGAGCUGUGUGGAGUAACUGUGAAAUCUUAUUGAGCUGUGUGGAGAAUCUGUGAAAUCAUUGUAGGAAACUUAAUCACUUGAAAUAGCCUUAAUGCGCAAAGGAAGGGAAAUUAUUAAAAAUUAAUAAUAAAAAAUUAAAAAAUUAACAGCGCUGGAGAACGAUUGAUCCGGCUCUAGUCUAGAUAUCGCCUUGUUCUAGACGACAACCUGAAGAGGAAUCUGCUGUUGAUCAAGGACGUUCUACAACGCUUUAAGCUGUGAUUUGUUUCACAUUGGAACUAAAAUCUGCAAUAAGAUCACCUGGAGCUUUGAUGGCAACCAGCUAAUUUUUUAGUUCAGUUUAGUUCAACUAGGCAGACAGUGUAUACGACGACAACCGAAUAGGAUCAGCCUUUCGUUUGUUGCGUAGAUGUUGUAGCUUCCUCACUCAUUAGACACAUAGCUUUUAGUGAUGUGACUGUUUUUGUUUAACUCGUGUCUCUGGAUGCAUUUGAGGGGUUGGCCCUAGACAAGGGCAUUAGAGUAGCAGCCCUGGCCUCCCUUGGACAAAACCGCUUCACGCAUCAUGUGGAUGUGAUCUUUACUAUCUCUUGCGUCCGUAAAUUACUGCAGCUAGGUCCAAGUAGAAUCAACCCUUACACCCUCUCAAGCUUCAACCCUUGAGGUUGUAACUUUGUGUUAUGGCAUGGCAAGUGGUUGAAAUGAUCCAAUUUUUGCAUCAAAACGUGUGGUCUAAGUACUGUAGAAUCAAAUGUUUUUAGGGUAGAGACACCCAAGAAUGUCGUAAUUGGAGUGUUUUAGGUGAUGUUGCCGAAGUGCACAAUAGUAAAGUGUUCCUAGAUUCAGAAUUGUUGUCGAAGCGUUACUUGUUAAGACAUACUCAUUUUCAGUGUCA
Messenger RNA from Physcomitrium patens, 2745 nucleotides. The record is from RefSeq and is a predicted model, not a curated record. NCBI's taxonomy places the organism in Eukaryota, Viridiplantae, Streptophyta, Bryopsida, Funariales, Funariaceae.